This is a messenger RNA of Peronospora matthiolae, 726 nucleotides long. NCBI's taxonomy places the organism in Eukaryota, Oomycota, Peronosporomycetes, Peronosporales, Peronosporaceae. The record is from the annotation of a GenBank genome assembly.
AUGUCUCUCGCUGCUGUGCCCACGGCGUCGCUGCUAUCAGAGCUCCAGAGGCGCAUCGAGUGUUCAAGCAAGAAAGAGCGUCGUGCCAUCUUCAUCGGACCCCCUGGAUGCGGGAAGGGUACGCAGUCGCCGUUGGUCAAAGACGAGUACUGUCUCUGCCACUUGGCUACGGGCGACAUCUUGCGCGCUGCGGUAGCUGCUGGCACUGACAUGGGCAAGAAGGCUAAAGCUGCGAUGGAGUCGGGCGCUCUUGUGACCGACGAGAUUGUCGUCGGUAUCAUCAAGGACGCCAUCAAGAGUCCGGAAUGCCGUCAUGGCUUUAUCCUUGACGGCUUUCCACGAACGGUCGUGCAGGCCAAAAAGCUUGACGAGAUGUUGACGAAGGAAAACACUUCGGUGGACGCUGUGGUGAACUUUAACGUGCCGGACAAGGUGCUGGUGGAACGCAUUGCCGGUCGACGCGUGCACUUGGCUAGUGGCCGUAGCUAUCAUGUCAAGUUUGCUCCGCCGAAAGUGGACGGCAAGGACGACAUCACGGGUGAGCCGUUGAUCCAGCGCAAGGACGACAAUGAAGCCACGCUGGGCUCGCGUCUGGAAGCUUUCUACAAGCAGACGCAGCCCGUGAUUGACUUUUACCGUGAGCAGGGCAAACUGGUGGAAGUGAAUGCCCACACGGAAAUGCAUAAGGUGACGGAGCAGAUCCGUAAGAGCCUCGGUUCGGAUUAG